AUGGAUCCCUCUUGCAGCAUUUGUGCUGGUAGUUCAGAGAUAGUUCUUCAUAUCCUAAGAGAGUGCCCACAACCUAAGGAGGCCUGCCUUGGAAUACAAUUUUUGGUUUUACUUUUUGGUAUAUUUGGAAGUGGAGAAAUCAUUGUGUUUUUAAUAGUGAGGAGGCUCUACCUUAUUGCCCCAAAAAUACUAUAUUUGGAAGCUGCUAAGGAGUGGUUAUUGCAUGUUUAUGUGUCUCAACCUCAAAAACUGAACGUGUUGGUUUCUCUUGUUUGGGUUCCACUUGAUGUGAGAUGGUUCAAACUGAAUGUGGAUGGUUCUCGAAGAUUUUCUUGUGGCACUAUUGGGACUGGAGGGGUACUUCGUAACUGUAACGAGGAUUGGGUUGAAGGCUUUACUGCUAAUUUGGGUCAAGGGUAG
Messenger RNA from Prunus dulcis (almond), 420 nucleotides. RefSeq lists its product as uncharacterized. The coding region runs from base 1 to 420 and encodes 139 amino acids. The record is from RefSeq and is a predicted model, not a curated record. Lineage: Eukaryota; Viridiplantae; Streptophyta; Magnoliopsida; Rosales; Rosaceae. The transcript is spliced from 2 exons.